AUGAUUGCCGCAAAUGUUCCUCACCUCCCAGACGGAGACUCGCCAGAUUUAAUCUUGGUCCCCGCCACUCCCGAGGAGCGCAUCGCCUCCAUCAAGCUCAACAGUAUUGCCUGGAAAGGUCCCUUGGACGUCGAAACCUACAUUGCGCGUGAAGAUCACCUCUACAGCCAACGACUUACCCGCGAUGGGCUCACCUGCUGGAUCUUGGUCGACGGUACCGAGCCCGAGGGCGAUCGCACUAUUCUAAGCUCCUGCGAAACCUACCAGAAGAAAGCCCUACUCGCACAUGACGGCCAAGUGGAAGAUGUAUCCACCCACGGCAUAGGAAGUGUCUACUGCAGGCCGGAGUUCCGGGGCAAGGGUUACGCAAAGCGCAUGCUAGAAGAGCUCAGCCGGAAGCUUGAUACGUGGAAAAUGGAAAAGCAGCCGCGAGGCAGAGCAUUGUUUACUAUUCUGUUCUCGGAUAUCGGCAAAAAGUUCUAUGCACAGUUUGGCUGGCGGCCAUUCUCGUCCUCACACAUGGUGUUGCCGGCUCGGGCGAAGGGGGAGCUUUCCAAUGGAGCGACAGGGAAAUGUGCCACACGGGAUUUAUAUGCCGAAGACGUCGACAAGCACAUGUGCAACGGUACGGUCAUUGCCAAUCUGUGUGAAGAGAUGCGGGUUGCCUCGAAAAAGUCACAGACCGCCACCGUGGCUAUCCUGCCUGAUUUCGACCACUUUGUAUGGCACUGGGCUCGUGAGGAAUUCUUUGCACAGCAGCUCUUUUCACACCGCGCUCCACCAACCAUCAAGGGCGCCGGGAAUGACGAUGCUCGCGUAUACUGCGCGUGGAAUCGGAACUUUGGCGAGACACCCGAGGACAGUGUGCUUUACAUCUUGCGGUGGGUGUACGACGAGCCCACAUCACCCGAGCAGGAGCAAGUGUUAGUCCAGGCGAUGGCUGGUAUCUUGCGGCGGGCACAGCACGAGGCAAAGGAGUGGGGACUGAGCACCGUCGAGUUCUGGAAUCCGGAACCACUCCUACAGAAGGCUGUCAAGGUGCUGGAUCCCGAUGCGGAGGUUGUGCACCGCGAGAAGAGCAGCAUUUCUAGCCUGCGCUGGACCGGUGACGAGCACGGGCUUGGUCAGGAUGUGGAGUGGGUCUUGAAUGAGAAGUAUACUUGGUGCUGA
This is a messenger RNA of Penicillium cataractarum, 1170 nucleotides long. RefSeq lists its product as uncharacterized. Bases 1 to 1170 code for a protein of 389 amino acids. The transcript has a single exon. The record is from RefSeq and is a predicted model, not a curated record. Gene Ontology annotation, molecular function: acyltransferase activity, transferring groups other than amino-acyl groups. NCBI's taxonomy places the organism in Eukaryota, Fungi, Ascomycota, Eurotiomycetes, Eurotiales, Aspergillaceae.